GCGUUUAGCCUUCUGUUACAUCAGAACAUUUAAAAGAUCGAUUCAAAUUAUGUUGCCCCUUCAGUGGUGACACUGUCCUCCUGAGAAUCCGCGAAAUGCAUACAACCUCCAAACGCUGCCACACGCUGUCGCUGGCUGCCACUGCAAGGCAUGCCAAUUUCCUCUUCAAUGACCGACGUUGCUUUCCCAACGAAAUGAAGAGGAAUAGAAGAUAAUCAAGCUCUUCACCCAAAACUGCUGGAUUACAGGCUAUUAAAGGAUAAAACGUUUUUGACUGAAAGGGAUAUCACACAUGCCAACGCUUGCCGGGUACCCUGGUACCUGGAAUUUGCUGCCACGUAAUUAGUUCGGACCGAAGUUUAUUCUAGUGUGAUGAUACGGAUCUCCUGUUUGACAGGGAAAGUAUGAAAUAUAUUACAUGAAAAACAUACAUGACAUAAGAAAUCGUAUAACAAGGGUCUUUAGCCUAGUCUUCGAGGGAAAGGUGCUUUCUGCCGAAAAACCUACAGUACAGGUAAAUGUAGACUAUGCUAAUUUUUUUCUUCUCAAAAGGUAAAUUAGAUGCACACCAUUUUCAACCUGGUCUCAGAGCAAAACAUAUUAUGUUUUACUAAAAUCCGUGUCACUCAAUUUAGUAUGAUAUUGUAGCGACCCUGGAUUAUAAGCGCAGAUAUCGACUGUGCCACAUGAGCAUGCUUUUGUGGCACAGUCGAUGGCACGCUGGGUUUCGGGCCAGAAGGUUGAGUGUUCAAGCGGCACUCCCUGCCUGUUUCAUUACAAUAUGUUACUUUACGUUAGGUUACAUUACAUUGGCCUACCAAUGUAAUAGUGGUCAUACAAUAUAAUACGAAUUGUAGGACGUAUAUUAUCCUACAUCUUGAUCAUUUAGUAUGAUAUAUUAUGUUCCACUGCUUUAGUAUGAUAUGCUAUGUUCAACUGAUUUAGUAUGAUAUAUUACAUUUCACUGCUUUAGUAUGAUAUAUUACAUUCGACUGCUUUAGUAUGAUAUAUUACGUUUGACUGCUUUAGUAUGAUAUGCUACAUUAGGUUAGGGGUUAAGGUUAGGGUUAAGGUUAGGGUUAGGAGUUAUCUUAAUGGGUUAGGGUUAGCUACCAUGCUAAGUAGUUGCAAAGUAGCUAAAAUGUAGUAAGUAGUUGCAAAACGUAUGAUAUGUUACGAAUUCUAGCUAGGUGGUUAGGUGGCUAACAUUAGCUUGCUGGCUAAAGUUAACUAGGCUAGGGGUUAGGGAUUAGGGUUAAGGUUAGGGUUAUGUUUAGGAGUCAGGUUAAAGGGUUAAGGUUAUCUGUUUAUUUGUAGGCAGUAUCACAUUCCUUUAGAAUAUUGCAUUGAAACAUUGAUUUGUCAUAUUUUGUUGAUAAAAAAUAUAUUCAUUUUUGUUCAGCUUUCCCUUUAGAAUGUGACUAUAGUCUACAGUUAUUUUAAGUAAAAAAAUGAGAUAUUGUAGGUAGUCAAUAUUUAGACUGUUGAAGAGCUGGGCUAUAUUUGAAGUAGUAUGUCAGAUGACAAAGCCAACAUUGGCAGUCACUCCAACAAUGCAAAUUCCAUCUCACCAUAUGAUAGGCGUGCUUGGGGACCCAGGUUUAGUUGGCCCAGAUAUGUCUUCCCUAGGUACAUGGUGGCCUUAUUUCUAAAAGCCACAUUUAUAUUAGAGGAAAGUAAUUGCAUUGUAAAACUUGUUAAAAUCAAAAGCAAUUUUAAUUGAUUCCAUUUACGACCUAAAAUAUACAUUUAUUAAACCUCUUGUCACUUUCUUUUUUUAUUUGUUGGUAUUUUACCCCCUUUUUCGUGGUAUCCAAUUGGUAGUUACAGUCUUGUCCCACCGCUGCAACUCCCGUACGGACACAGGAGAGGCGAAGGUCGAGAGUCAUGCGUCCUCCGAAACACAACCCAACCAAGCCGCACUGCCUCUUGACACAGUGCCUGCUUAACCUGGAAGCCAGCCGCACCAAUGUGUCGGAGGAAACACAGUACACCUGGCGACCAAGUCAGCGUACAUUGCGCCCGGCCCGCCACAGGAGUCGCUAGUGCGCGAUGGGACAAGAACAUCCCUGCCGCCCAAACCCUCCCCUAUCCUGGACGACGCUGGGCCAAUUGUGCGCGGCCCAUGGGUCUCCCGGUCGCGACAGAGCCUCGACUCUCUAGUGGCACAGCUAGCACUGCGAUGCAGUGCCUUAGACCACUGCGCCUCUCGGGAGGCCCAAACCUCUUGUCACUUUCAUGAGGCAGAUGUUGGUCUACUAGGCCUAUCCCUAGUUGGUAAGGCUAGUAAAAUGUUUGUGUGUGUGUGUGUGUGUGUGUGUGUACACCCGUACUGUCAAUGUGAGUGUGUUAAUGCAAGUAAUGAAGACCUUUCAGAUAGCUUAACCUUAAUGUCUUCAUUAUGAUGAAGAACUGUCUGUGGGACGCCAAUACAACUCCAUUAAGAAGACUGUCUAAGAGAGUACUCAAGUCAAAUGUGAUUUUCAAGGUUUUUCUCUCCCUGCUGGUUAACUGAUUGAUUAUUGGCACCAGACAUACCCUUCAUCUGGUGUGCCAGUCAGUCCUGCACACCUUGAGGGCCGGAUUUGAGAAAGGGAUCCCCCAACCGCACAAACUACUAGAGCAACAAGCUAGCUUUACAUAAAGCAGGCAACUGUUGCAAGCCUAAGAUGUUGUAUAACCUUAACCUCAGUGGUGGAAUAAGAUUUCCAACACAGUCCGUAUUACUGAACCACUUCACUGAAUGAAGACUACUCUCCACACACCCUUACCACACCCAAAGAACAGCUAUUAAUAGUUAUCAUGUGGUUUGACUAUGUCUCUUUACUGUUGCAGUUAUUUUGUACAGGACCUUCAAGUGGAUCCGUGAACAGUCAGAAUGAAAUGGGAGAAGUUAAAGCCUCCAGAGCCAGAUGAUCCCAUGUGCUGUUGUGAGUGUGAUGUAGACCAACAUGGAUGCUGCUGUGACUGUGAGGAUCUGGAUGAAGCUUGCAACAGGUGAGGGGGUGGAAUGAGGAGGAGGAUCAUGGCAGGACUCAACAGUCCAAGUUCAGGUCUAACCCCCUACCCUCUCUGUGUUUCCCUCUCUGUCAUCCCUAACCUCAUGUCUUUUCCAGGUGGCUAAAGGGAGAGCCUCAGAAACCUGACUGUGUGUUGCCUGUGUUUGGCGCAGUGAUGGACCGGCUGAGGGUGAGACUGUUAUCAGGGGACAGGCGGGUGGAGCUCUCCAUGAUCCCAGCUCUAGUGCUGCUUCCUCUGCUGCUGCGGCUGGCAGCCCUGCACUUCCUGUUGGGCUUAGUCAUUAUGACAGCCCUGCCUGGCCUGGUGCUGUGGUACUACUACGCCACACACCGGAAUAAGGGCCGCACCCUCUUCUUCCUCAGCCUGGCGCUCUUCUCCCUAGCCUACAUGUACUUCCUCUUUGUCACAGAGAUCCUACCUCGUGGGGAUGUAAGUCACCUGCAGCUUGUGACCGUGACAACGGGUGUGGUUCUCACACUUAUCUCCCUUGUGCGCACCAAGAGGGGGCCAGGCUUCGUGCAGCCUUCCCUGGCUGACACACACAGCACCAAUCAAAACCAACUGCCUGACAAACACUCUGCCUCUCAGAAUGGAGUGGACCAGUCGAUAGUGCCAGCACCCCCAGCCAAACCAGUGGAACAGCAGACACAGUCCCUGACAGCAAAGGGGGGCAAUUGUCCUCUGUGCAGAGUGGUGCGUCCCCCGCGGGCGGGACAUUGCCGGAUCUGUGGAGGCUGUGUCCAGCGCCUGGACCACCACUGUAUCUGGUGGGUUUCAUUAAACGUCUUUGUCAGUUGUGGAGGAAUUGAGUAUUAUUAUGCCAUUAUUUGUGCAACGACAGGACGACUUAUACAAAAAAUACCUUUCUGCAACACAAAGAUGACUACAUCCUUAUCAUAUCUGCCUACAUUCCCCUACUAUACAAACACACAAUAUCUUAAUCUCUAAGACCCUCACACUUACAGUAUAUCCACUCAACAAUACUCUUCCACACGAUCAUGAUCUCAUUAAGUGUCACAUUGUCAGGCCAAGAAGACCAGGCUGUAGAGACAUGUGCAGGGCCCACAGGGGUUCACCCUUCAGCAGGGUGAGGCGACCUCAAACCAGGACAAUCUGUCACUUAUGGCAUUUACACAACCAGACACAGAGUAUGUACUCAUUAUCUCACAUUCAAACUAAUUGUGCUCUCACAUGCAACCACAGCAUAAGUUGGUUAUUUGAACUGAGGGUGUAUUGUCUGUGUGUGUGUGUCGUGUCUGUCACUGCGGAGGCAGGAUAAACAGCUGUGUCGGCAAGGCCAAUCAUCGCAACUUCCUGCUGACCCUGCUCCUCUUCCUGUUGACCUCUCUGUAUGGGAUCAGUCUGGUGCUGCGGAGCGUGUGUCCCCGACAGAACCUGCUCACUGCGCUACUCUACUGCCCUGGCGUCUACAAUCAGUACAGGUACACUAUGGUACCUGGGAUUUGCUUAAAAAUUGCACACACAAACAAAUGAGUUACAAAAUGACAAUUCAUGAUUUAUUUGGUUUUAUUUGGGAUUCAUUGAAACAAGCACCACUUUAUUGCCUACUAUUAGGCACCAGGUACCCAUUGGGCAAAAACUGGUUGAAUCAAUGUUGUUUUCACGGCAUUUCAACCAAAAAGAUCUAUGUGAAAACUGAUUGGAUUUUCAAAAAGUCAUCAAUGUAAGGGCAUUUCUUCUUUUCUUUUACCCAACUUUUAACCUAAAUGACAUGGUGACAUUAUUUGUUGAUUUCACAUUGAAUUCACGUCAGUUGACAACUCAACCAAAUAGAAAUCAAAACUAGACGUUGAACUGACUUUUGUGGCUAGUUACCAACUGUUUUGAGUUACUUGAAAUAAAUAUUUAGUUGAACUAAAAUCAACUGAAAAAUAAAGUGUUAUGUUGUUUUCAAAGUGUAACUAUGCAGAUGUCUUUACAGCUCAGCCCUGUGCUUCACCUGUGCCUGGUACAGCAGUAUUGUCACAGGAGGCCUGCUGCACCUGCUGGUGCUGCAAAUUAUCAAUAUCAGCUACAAUGUGACAGAGCGGGAGGCACAACUUGCUCUGCGGAAGAAAAAUGACCAGAGUCAUCUGCGUGGCCUCGUUGUAGAUACAGGGGUCUACUCACGUGGCUUCUGGCAGAACUGGGCUGAAUUCCUGACCAUGGGAGAGCCUGCAGAUAGACAUGCCUCCGCCCUCACUGACUUGGUUUAGCCUUGGCUUAACACCAUGCCACUAUGCCCAACCAGUUCAACACUGCUGGGUUUCAACUGGAAACGCCUUUCCUCAACCAUGCUGGUGAACUCUCAACUGCCCUUUGGGCACGCAAACGUAUUGCAACUCAGAGAUGUUCGUUUUAAAUUGUUAAAUAGACCUCUAUAUUCCAAACACAGGUAGAGAAAAUAACUAUGUUCCUCUAGGUUGUCAUGGAUACGACACUCUUAGUAUUAGUUAUGACAUGGUGUAAAUAUAAAGGGCUGCUCUUGGUAUUUAUUGAGGUUUUAACCUCUGACAAAUAUCUGUUUGAUUUUGCUGGCUAUCAUUUUCCAAAAUGAUGUGAAGAUUCUUAACUAUGGCAGACUAAAUAGCAAUAGAUGAAUGGACAUGCAUGACUUAGAGAACAUGUUUAUGAAACUGUAAACUACGUAUUGACAUUUAGAGUGCGCCUGACCAUAAGGUCACACAGGCGAAGAAUACUUCAAAGGGAAGAAAGCUGUGCAUGUUUUGACAGACAUGACACACAUCCUCUCACCCACACCCACAUACUCUUUGUAGUUACAUUGCU
This is a messenger RNA of Coregonus sp. 'balchen', 5808 nucleotides long. The record is from the annotation of a GenBank genome assembly. NCBI's taxonomy places the organism in Eukaryota, Metazoa, Chordata, Actinopteri, Salmoniformes, Salmonidae.